ACAUUUUCAUAUUUUAACUUGAUAAAAUGUGCUAUCGGAUUUACUAAUUAUAAAUUAAAGUUUAAGAUUAGGUUAGGCCUCAUAAAGUUAAAAAAAUUUGUUCUAAGCCAUCGUGAUCCUUUGCAUUUUAUGAUUGUAAUUUAUGUUAAUUGUCGAAGUUCUGCGGUAAUUUAAUUCGUCCUUGACUCAGGAUUGGCGCCACAUUGAAAAAAAAUAAGGGAUCCUUAUUUGUGUAGAACAAGAAAUAUUUGUGUUUUGGUACAAACGACGUUAGGGACGAAAUUUCGCUAUUUGAGGCGUUUCUACAUUGAUGUCAGCGACGUUUGCGAGAACAAACGGCCCUAGGCCGCCACCCACGCCGCAGCAGAUUCAAAAGCUGCUUGACGAAAAUGGGCACUUGAUCCAAACUAUCCAGGAGUAUCAGAGCAAGGGCAAAUCACAAGAAGUAAUGCAGUAUCAGACUCAGUUACACAGAAAUUUGGUUUGCCUGGCUACUUUAGCCGACUCUGCUCAAAACGUUAACUCUUUAUUACCUAUGAUUCAAAAUCCCAGUACAUCAGGACCUGGCGGACCUCCGCCCCCUCAGCCUACUCAUGGACCGCAGGCGCCACCUGCUCCGGACCAACCACACAUGAACAACUAUAAUCACCAGCAACAACAGCCUCCAGGUGGUCCUUAUAGGCAGCCUCCUGGUCCCCAAAGGCCUGGUGUUCCAGCGCCUCACGCAUACCCUCAAAGAGGUUAUCCACAAGGUCAAUACCCGAAUCAGUACCCUCCUCAGGGUCAGGGCUAUCCUCAGGGGCAGUACCCGCCACCCAAUCAAGCACCGGUCUACCCGCCCAACACUCAGGGCGGUUACGGGCAGCCGCCUCCAACGACGGCCCACAAUAACUACCAGCAGUCUGCGUACCCGACUCCGCCCCCCACUAACACACCACCACAGGCGGCUUCAGCUCCUUACCCGCCUCCAGCUGCUGGUCCGCCACAGUCACAACCAAGUAAUUACGGCACCCCUCCAAACGGCGCUCCUUAUCCAGGCGGCACUCCUCCUCAAAACUAUCCUCCCCAGCAGGGUUAUCCUCCCCAACAGAAUUACGCCCCGCCACCGUCUUCUCAACAGCAACAGCCGCCUGCGCAACCACCACAGCCUCCCUAUGCCAACCAACCUCCAUCUGCGCCGCCUCAAAAUUAUGGCAGUAGCGCCGCGCAAUCUCCGCCCUAUUCGGCUCCACCCACUAACAACCCGAGUCCUGCAGCGACCUCAGCGGCUCCCGGAGGUUUGAGCGGAGGAGGUCCUCCACCGACAUCGCAGCCAUACCAGCCUCCAUACAAUCCAAACUCUCAAGGGACUCCCAACCCUAAUGCGGGAUACACUCCUCCUCCGACUCAGUACACAUAUGGUCCUCCAAACAAUGCGGGGUAUCCUCCGCAGCAGUAUCCUCCGCAGCCCCAGUACUCACAGCAACCACAAGGGUACCAGUAUCCAAGACCACCCACCAGUCAAGGACCACCUGGUCCUCCUCCUCAGGGUCAGUACGGCUACAACUAUCCACCGCAGCCGAAUCCCCAGUAAUUUGUUGCCACUCUUAGUACACAGAGUGUCGCGAAAUUACUCGCCAAUAUUUAUUUCACCCCCUAAAUAAGAGAUAAAAGAUAAAAAAUUGACGCCUAAUUUCGGAACACCCUGUAUAAAUUCAAUAAUCAGGUAAAAAAAUAUAGCUAUUACUUUUUAUAAAACUUCUGGAUGCCCCCUGCAUCUGUUUUUGCUGCGUCGAACUUGCUGACGUUGCGCCAAUCGUCCUAUUGGCUUCUUCAGAACUGACUGAAACUGCCUCAUAUUU
Cylas formicarius (sweet potato weevil) is the source of this 1841-nucleotide messenger RNA. Its product is annotated as proline-rich protein 2-like. The transcript is spliced from 5 exons. Bases 311 to 1573 code for a protein of 420 amino acids. The record is from RefSeq and is a predicted model, not a curated record. NCBI's taxonomy places the organism in Eukaryota, Metazoa, Arthropoda, Insecta, Coleoptera, Brentidae.